AUGGACGAUGAAAAUAACCCGGAUGAAAAUCCGGACCAUAUGUUUGACGAUCCAUUCAUGGGCACCAAUGAUGAGAUGAACCGUGAAUAUGGUCCACAGCUUCAUCUGGACCCUAUGUUUGAAGAAGAUCCAGCCAUGGGUACCAACGAUGAAGUAUCCGGAUUCCUGAAUAAUCUUGUGGACCAAUCCAUCACUGACCUUAUAGAGGAUGAUACCACUCUGGGCGAAUUUCAAGAUGAGGAAUCGCCUUUACCAGAUCUCACAGUAAAGAAAAAGAAAUCAAAUAAGGAUUUUUCCACAUCAAAGUCACUUCCUUCUCUGGACUUGAAGCAGAUGGAUGGCAUCUCUAAAGUAAGCACACCAACACAGAAGACCAGUUCCCUCCCCAGUGUGAGGAGGAAGCCGUCCCCUGUCAGGGUUGAUAACUGGGAUCUCAGGAAGCACACACUUAUCAGGCAAUACCAGAAGGCUAUGAUUGACUCCUACGUUAAUCAUGUACCAGUGAUUCGCGAAGAACCAGAAACAUCCUCUAGAACGCUGACAAGCGCCGAUUUAGCUUCCCCAAGUCCAUCACAAACUCCUGAGGCCACCAAGAACGAAGAGGCUUGUACCCAGGACAACAAUGUGGAUAUUGAUUUUGAUAUGGACGAUGAGAUCGGGGAUUUUAUAAGUGAUUCCCUGUCAACCAUUACUAGUGAAUUUAAUGUGGAAGCGGAGAAGAAAAUUGAUCUAGUUGGAACACCAGUUGCAAGUGACAAAGCAACCCAACCUACAUUGAAAAGUCUGGUCGGUGAUGUCAACAGUGAUCACGAAGGUCACUCUUUGAAGGAAACAUCUGAUGUCAACAAGGCUGAGAGAGAAAUUGAGAAAGAACUUCGAAAAGAUGAAGAUGAUUCUGUAAAGGUUGCCUCAACUUUUAUUUCCGGCCAGGAGGAAGAUGUCACUGGACUCAAGGAAGCCUUAGAAAUUGAGGAGGCAACUGUGGAUAUUGGCUGUGAAAAGAAGACAUCUUCAGGAAGUAUUUUUGGCCUAGUUUUCAAAAGGAGAAAAUCAAAAGUCUCUCUCAAACUGAAGUUUCCAUGUUUCGGAUUGAUAUGCUGUGGAACACUGAAAGAUGUUAAUGAGGAUAGUAACUCACAGAGUAACUUAAAUACUGCUCAAGCUAAGAAACCUGGACUCGUGAAAAGAUUAUUCCCCUUCCUGAAGAAAAAAGGAGCUCGCGUUGCUCCUGUUAUCGAUCAGAACUAG
Messenger RNA from Ylistrum balloti, 1248 nucleotides. RefSeq lists its product as uncharacterized. NCBI's taxonomy places the organism in Eukaryota, Metazoa, Mollusca, Bivalvia, Pectinida, Pectinidae. The transcript has 4 exons. Bases 1 to 1248 code for a protein of 415 amino acids. The record is from RefSeq and is a predicted model, not a curated record.